Hirsutella rhossiliensis is the source of this 3591-nucleotide messenger RNA. RefSeq names its product e1-E2 ATPase domain-containing protein. Lineage: Eukaryota; Fungi; Ascomycota; Sordariomycetes; Hypocreales; Ophiocordycipitaceae. The coding region runs from base 1 to 3591 and encodes 1196 amino acids. Gene Ontology annotation, cellular component: membrane. Gene Ontology annotation, molecular function: P-type sodium:potassium-exchanging transporter activity; ATP binding; ATP hydrolysis activity. The record is from RefSeq and is a predicted model, not a curated record. Gene Ontology annotation, biological process: intracellular sodium ion homeostasis; sodium ion export across plasma membrane; potassium ion import across plasma membrane. The transcript has 4 exons.
AUGGUGAUCGAAACUACUCCGAAUGCGGCAGGCAAAGAGGCCGACCGCGACAUGCGCAUCACUUUCGAUGACGCAGGUGACGCUCAAGCCUUUCCUGGCCGAGCGAAAGAUGCGGAUUCUCGGUCGCUGUCGCGAAGACGCACCUCCACCUCUUCCAGAGUUGACCCUCCUUCGACCUCGCAUGCGGGCGUUCAUAUUGAAUACCGAACACUCUCUAUCAAUAUCGACGAGUCUCGCGAUGUCGAAACAGUCAUUUUGGCAGACACGAAGGCUGCCAGAACGGAUAGCCAAGACUACUUCGCAAGCCUUAGCUUCCACAAACUCAACGUCGAUCAGAUCUGCCAACAGCUCAACGUCGCCAAAGACAAAGGCUUGCCAGACAGUAUCGUGGCGAUCAGACUUCGUCGAGAUGGCAAAAACAGGCUCGCCAAGCCUAAGGCCAACUACUGGAAGAAGAUACUCGGUUAUGUCUUCGGCGUCUUCUGCUCUGUCCUCUGGGUUGGCGUUGUCAUCUUCUUCAUCUGCUGGAAGCCCUUGAGCGAGCCGCCAUCCGCCACUAACCUUGCCCUCGCCAUCUUGGUCAUCGUUGUCAUCCUGCUUCAGGCUGGUUUCUCGGCGUUCCAGGACUGGUCUACCCAGCUGACCAUGAAAUCGAUUACCGAUCUCCUGCCUGCCGAGGCUCUUGCCCUCCGCGACAGCAAACUGCAAAAACUACCGGCUACAGAGCUCGUCAGUGGCGACAUUGUUCAUAUCCAUGUUGGAGACAAGGUUCCAGCUGACCUUCGCCUGUUGAGUCACUCCGGUGAUAUCAGGUUUGAUCGCGCUGUCUUGACUGGUGAAUCGGACGAGAUCGAAGGUGCGGUUGAAAUGACUGACCAUAAUUUCCUGGAAAGCCGCAACAUCGCCUUGAUGGGGACUCUUGUCGUAAACGGUAGCGGCGUUGGCAUCGUUGUUCUGACAGGAGCCCGAUCCGUUAUGGGGCGCAUCGCCAAGGCUACAGCUUCUGCAGAGGAGCGUGCAACAUUGAUUCAGAAGGAGAUCUGGCGGUUCGUCCGCAUCAUCAUAUGUCUGACCAUCGUGCUUGCCUUGCUUAUCCUCUUCACCUGGCUCGGUUGGCUGAGGCGAGAUCACUUCGCCUAUAUGAACGUUGUUGCGAUGCUCAACAACGUCAUGGGUUGUGUCGUUGCCUUCAUCCCGGAAGGUAUCCCCGUCACCGUGGCCUUAACACUCAUGAUGGUGGCACGCCGCAUGAAAGCCGUCGACAUUUUACCCAAAGGAAUUUCGACUGUCGAAACCCUCGGCUGCGUCAGCGUUAUUUGCUCUGACAAGACGGGCACGUUGACGCAGAACCAGAUGCAUGUCAACUCGGCUUCGUUCAUCGACGAGAAGGUUACAUUGCCCGAAUUCCAACACAACCUGGACAGCGAAAAGACAGAGGCGUGUGUCCUGAAACUGCAUCAAGCUGCAUUACUGUGCAACGAUGCGACGUUUGAUCCAGCCUCCAUGCACCUCCUUCCUGUCGCCAACCGUGAGGUUCAAGGCAGUGCGACGGACGCUGCGAUCCUUAAGUUCGCCUCAACAUCAAAGAGGCGCGAGAAGGAAGAGACGAAGCUGCCUAGGGUGUUCCAGAUCCCGUUCAACUCGAAGAACAAGUGGAUGCUUACUAUGCACCGCCAAUUCGAGACCUACAAGACUGCAACGGAGUACCGUGUGUUUGUCAAAGGCGCUCCGGAUGUCCUUUUGCCGGCUUGCACCAAGUAUUGGUCGCGAAAGUUGAACGCGGUUGAAGUCCUGGAUGCUACGGUCAAGUCUGCUUUCAAGCAUUACCACGACACACUUUCCAAGAACGCGGAGCGCGUGAUCAUUCUUUGCGAGAAGUCUAUCAGCCCGGUUCACCCGCUGAACACGAAUGCCUUCAGCGACGAAGUUGUAGAGAACGCCAUAAGUGACCUCACCGUGGUUGGUAUUCUCGGAAUCAUCAACCCACCCCGACCUGAGACCGCUACAACAGUCGCCGAGUGCCGUCGUGCCGGCGCAAGGUUUUUCAUGGUCACUGGCGAUUAUGGCCUCACAGCGGCAGCCAUCGCUCGCGACACAGGAAUCUUUACGGGAGAGGGCGAACCAGAUAUGAUCGAGAAAAUCAGGUCAAAGCAGGGGUUGCGAGUCCAAGACCUACGUACUGCACGAGCAAACGGUGAGCGACACAGUCUGUUGCUCGAAGGCCAGUCGUUGGGGACCCUCAUGCUUGAGGAUUGGGAUCUUGUAUGUGAAUACGGCGAGAUCGUCUUUGCGCGGACCACUCCGGAGCAGAAGCUGCGCAUAGUGAAAGAGUUCCGCAAACGAGAUAAUAUUGUCGCCGUUACUGGCGAUGGCGUCAACGAUGCACCCGCGCUGCGCGCUGCGGACGUGGGUGCUGCGGUGGUCACUGGCAGUGACGUGGCCAUUGAUGCGGCGGAUCUUGUCCUACUGGACAAGUUCGACUCCAUCAUUGAAGCCAUCCGCCUGGGUCGCCUUGUCUUUCAGAAUUUGCAGAAGGUCAUUGCGUACCUGCUGCCCGCCGGAAGUUGGUCCGAGAUCUGGCCUGUCAUGCUGAACGUCUUCUUCGGGGUGCCUCUGCCGCUGAGCUCGUUCCUCAUGAUCAUUAUAUGUGUCUUCACUGAUCUUUUCUACUCUCUGUCUUUGAUCAUGGAAAAGGAGGAAUUCAACCUUCUCUCACUGCCACCUCGCAACCAUAAACGCAACCAUCUCAUUACCGUUAAGAUUUACAUCCAGGCCUACUUAUUCAUGGGAACAAUGGAGGCUUGCAUUGCGCAUGCCAUGUUUUUCUUGUACUACUGGAAAGAGGCAGGCAUCCCGAUCCAGCGGCUCUUCUUUUUGUUUGAAGGAUACGCGGACGGAUUCCACGGAUAUACAGAGAACCAGCUGACGCAGUUCAAGGCCACCCACCGGGCAGCAGAUCCUGUGACCAAGAAGAGGCGGAAUCCCUGGCUGCUGCUUAGUAUACUCAUCAGUUUUGUGAUUGCCAUCUUUGUUACAGAGGUUCCAGGCAUUCAGAAUUUGUUUGGCACGGCGUCGGUCCCGAUCGAGUUCUGGAUCAUCCCGAUCCCACUGGCGCUUGGAAUUCUUUGCAUGGAUGAGAUCCGCAAGCUAAUAGUUCGCCUAUUUCCGGAGGGGCUCGUGGCUAAGAUUGCUUGGUUUGCCAAACUCAAACUCAAACUCAAGUCCCAGUUCUCGCGUCAUAUGUUUCUUAGUUAUCUAGUGCCAGAGGCUUCCCCGGCCUCUCCGAUUCUCUUCCUGCUCUACACAGCGCCUAUCUACUCUGUGGGGGAGCCGAACUCACGCUUCGGCUACGCAGAUGACGUGGCCACCCUGAGCGGGGGCCGGUUCGUACAGGACAUGGGCGCCAGGGCCAUACGCGCCGCGGGCGAGCUCAUCCAGUGGGGAGCCGAUAAUGGCAUAGUGUUUGACCCAGGCAAGACAGAAGUCAUCCACUUCACAAGUCCUAGGUACAAGGAAGAUCUGCUGGUCCCUCGCCUCCCGGCAGGCUGGCAAACCACUCAAUCCUGGCAACCGGUUCCUCAAUUCAGUUGA